Molecule: messenger RNA, 5670 nt
Organism: Carassius gibelio (silver crucian carp)
Lineage: Eukaryota; Metazoa; Chordata; Actinopteri; Cypriniformes; Cyprinidae
Product: tenascin
Exons: 22
Coding region: 350-4963 (1537 amino acids)
Molecular function (GO): protein binding
Source: RefSeq, a predicted model, not a curated record
CUUCAUUAAAAUUGGAAAAAUCAUGAGCUUCACUUGACACUCUACAGUGAUAUGCAUGAAUGUAAACCAUCACAGAAGAUGUGGAGCUCUGGACUCAAUAGCCAUCCACUUACGUGCGUGUGGAAAAGAUCACAGACGCUCUCAGAUCUUCCAGCACGUGGAGAGACGGAGACAGACGAAAGCUGGAGGGCUGAAACGCUGGACAUCCUCACCUCGUCGCUGUCGUUUGAUUUGCUCGGCUGCAGGGUUGUGCUGGAAGCUCCAUUCAUCACUACAGAGACGACAGCACUUUUUCCAGACAUACCAGGCAGGCCUUCUUGUCAAGACAAGCAUCCAUUAGUGCAGAAACAUGGGUUCAGGAGGCCUGACAUUCAGCUGUUUGGUUUUGGCAACCCUGAUGACUUUAAAUCAUGCCGGCCUGGUAAAGAAGAUGAUCAGACACCGGCGGGAAGCUCUGACGAUUCCCGGCAUACACAACGUAACCCUUCCAAGCUCUUCUCAACCGGUCGUUUUUAACCAUGUCUACAACAUCAAAGUUCCCGGUAGCUCUCUGUGCUCAGUGGAUCUGGACUCUUCUCUCGGUUCGGAUCUUGAGCAGAAGGAUGCUCCAUCUGGCUCAGAAGAAACAGAUCACACGUUAGAUGGUGGUAAUCAGAUCGUCUUUACCCAUCGCAUCAACGUCCCCAAGCAGGCGUGUGGCUGUACGGAGGGACUGCCGCACCUGAAGGAGCUCCUGAAUCGGCUGGAGAUGUUGGAGGGCGAGAUGUUGACACUCAGAGAGCACUGCGCCAAAGAAACCACCUGCUGCAGCAUUCAGGCCACAGGUGAUGUAGGAACGAAGCCUUUCUGCAGCGGCCGUGGAAACUACAGCACGGAGGCCUGCGGCUGUAUAUGUGAGCCCGGAUGGAAGGGCCCCAACUGCACCAUUCCCGACUGUCCCAGAGAUUGCAAUGACCAGGGCCGCUGCAUUAACGGAAAGUGUGAGUGUUUCGCUGGCUUCACGGGUGCGGACUGUAGCGAGGAGACCUGUCUGGUUGACUGCGGUGAGAACGGACGUUGCAUCAAUGGAGCAUGUGUUUGCAAUGAAGAAUUCUCUGGGGAUGAUUGCACGGAGACGGAUUGUCUCAACAACUGUUUGGGACACGGCCGCUGCGUUGAAAGUGAGUGUGUUUGCGACGAGCACUGGACUGGAUUCGAUUGCUCUGAGCUAAUCUGUCCGCAUGACUGCUACGACCGUGGACGAUGUGACAACGGGACUUGUUAUUGUGAUAAAGGCUACACCGGAGAGGACUGCGGGGCACUCGCUUGUUCAAACGACUGCUCGGGACGAGGUUUUUGUAUUGACGGCCGCUGUGUGUGCGACGCCGGCUACUCCGGUGAGGAUUGUUCAAGGUUGACCUGUCCAAAUGACUGCAACCAAAGAGGGCGAUGUUUCAACGGCAUGUGCAUUUGUGAAACAGGUUAUUUCGGAGAGGACUGCGGGAAGCUCUCCUGCCCGGAUAGCUGCAAUGGUAGAGGGCGCUGCAUUGAUGGUCGUUGCGAAUGUGACGUCGGAUUUAAAGGUCAUGAUUGUUCAGAGUUUAGCUGCCCCAAUGAUUGUAACAAACGAGGGCGCUGCGUUAACGGCCAGUGUGUUUGUGAAGAGGGAUUUGGUGGCGAGGACUGCAGCGUCAAAACUUGCAAGUCAGACUGCUAUGGCCAAGGCCAGUGUGUGGAUGGGAAAUGCAUUUGCUUUGCAAACUUUGCCGGCGAAGACUGCAGUGAAUUGAGCUGCCCGAGCAACUGCCUGAACCGUGGACGUUGCGUCACAGGGCAAUGCGUUUGCGACGAAGGCUUCACUGGAGAGGACUGCGGUCAGAGGAAGUGUCCAAACGACUGCCUCAGCCGUGGACGAUGCAUGGAGGGACAGUGCAUUUGCCAGGAGGGUUUUGAGGGCCUGGAUUGCUCCGUUCCCACCUGUCCUGGAAACUGCAAUAAUCAUGGGCGCUGUUUCAAUGGGAAAUGUGUGUGUGAUGAGGGAUUCGCUGGUGAUGUCUGUGGAGAACGAAGCUGUCCGAAUGAUUGCAAUGGUGCGGGGCAAUGUUUGGACGGCCGCUGUGUAUGCGAUGAAGGCUACAUUGGAAAGGAUUGCUCAGAAGUCUCACCACCGGAGGACCUGACCAUUACAGAUGUGACCACAGAGAAGGUGAACCUCUCCUGGAAGAACGAGAUGCUGGUGACGGAGUAUUUGGUUACACACGUCCCAACGUCACCAGGCGGCCGGCAGUUGGACUUCCAUGUGCCUGGAGAUCGUACGUCUGCUACCGUCUCUGAGCUGGAGCCGGGAAUCGAGUAUUUCAUCAGCGUUUAUGCCAUCCUCAACAACAAGAAGAGCAUUCCUGUCAGCACCAGAGUGUCCACAUAUCUACCGCAGCCCGAGGGCCUGAAGUUUAAAUCCAUCAGUGAUACGUCUGUGGAGGUUUUGUGGGACCAGCUGGACUUUCCAUUUGACGCCUGGGAGCUCAUCUUUCGUAACAAGAAAGAAGAAAACGGGAAGAUUGUGAACAAUCUGACACCUUCCCAAACCAACUUUGAGCAGCCGGGACUCGUCCCCGGCCAGGAAUAUGAAGUCACUUUGUCCGUCAUUAAGAACAACACCAGAGGACCCGAAACCAGCUCCACUGUAGUAACAAGAAUCGAUUCUCCGGGGCAGAUUGAUGUUGGCGAUGUGACAGACCGGUCUGCAGUGGUCUCCUGGUCCAGGCCUGUGGCUCAGGUGGACGGGUUCAGGGUGUCGUACGGGCCGAGCACUGACCCAUUAGUCCAUCGAGAUGUCGACCUCCUGGCCACAGACACACAGUACAGCCUGGAAGACCUGGAACCAGACACUGAAUACAGAGUGUCUCUCAGUUCAAAGAGGGGAGACGUGAGCAGCGAGCCCAUCUUUGAGAGCUUCAUCACGGGUCUGGAUGCCCCCACUGACCUCAGAGCUGUUAACCAGACUGACAACAGCAUCACACUGGAAUGGAAAAACAGCCGUUCAUCCAUCGACGGAUACCGUAUCAAGUACAGUCCGAUCAAAGGAGGUGUUCAUGGUGAAGACAUGUUCCCUAAAAGAGCAGGAGACACAACAUGGGCUACAAUUACAGGCCUGAAGCCUGGAACGGAGUACGGUAUUGGAGUCACAGCCAUUCAGAACGAAAGAGAGAGUGAGCCAGCGACCACAAACACACUGACCGAUCUGGAUCGUCCACGAGACUUGGAAGUGCGAGACUCCACCGAAACCACCCUGGAACUGGUCUGGAAGAGGCCCAGGGCCAAGAUCUCCAUCUACAAGCUAGCGUUUGUCUCUGCCGACGGCCGACGGGAAGAAGUCGAGCUGCCUGCUAGCACAACCGGCUACACCCUGAGCAGCUUGAGCCCUGGCGUGCACUACACCAUCACCCUCGUGGCAGAACGCGGACGGAGGAGAAGUGCUCCUGUCACCGUCACCGCAUCCACAGGCCUUGGAGCUCUACGGGACCUUGGUUUCUCCGACAUCACGGACACAACGGCUGUAGUUUCCUGGACUCGACCUCGAUCCCAACCAGACUCCCACAGAAUCACUUACAUCUCCAUCCAAGGAGGUGCUCCUGUGAUGUUGACGGCGGACGGGUCACAGUCUCAGGUUUCCCUGAUGAAUCUGAUUCCUGGAGAGACGUAUCAGGUGUCAGUUGUUGCAGUGAAAGGUCUGGAGGAGAGCGAACCAGUGUCCAACACUUUCACUACAGCCCUGGAUGCAGCACGUGGCCUGAUUGCUGUCAAUGUCACCGACACAAAGGCACUGUUGCUGUGGCAACCUGCCGUGGCGACCGUGGAUGGAUAUGUGAUCACAUACAGCGCAGACACUGUGCCACAGAUAUCAGAGCAGGUUUCUGGGAACACGGUUGAGUUUGAGAUGAGUUCACUGGCUCCAGCAACUCAUUACACUGUUAAUGUGUAUGCCAUCAGAAACAGGGAGAAAAGUGCUCCAGCGACCACAGACUUCAGCACAGAUGUGGACGCUCCGCGUGAUCUGGUUGCCAGUAAUAUUCAGACAGACAGCGCCGUUCUCAGCUGGACGCCGCCGCGGGCCGCCAUCACCGCAUACAUCCUGACCUUUGAACCAUCUGACGGGGAUGUCAGGGAGCUGAAUCUGGAUCUGUCUGUGACCUCACACGCUCUGUCUGAUCUGAGGAGCAGCACUGAACACACAGUUCGACUGCAGGCCGUCUCUGAGGACAAGAGGAGCACACAGACCAGCUCCGUCUUCAGCACAGCUGGCAUGCGCUUCAGGAACACCAAGGACUGCUCAGAAGCUCUGCUGAACGGAGAGACUUCCUCCGGUCCGUACACCAUUUACAUCAGCGGAGACGAGAAGCAGCCCGUCCGAGUUUACUGUGACAUGAGCACCGACGGCGGUGGCUGGAUGGUGUUCGUUCGGCGUCAGAGCGGAAAGCUGGAUUUCUACAGGAACUGGAGGAACUACUCUGCAGGAUUCGGUGACACGAGCGAUGAGUUCUGGCUCGGACUUUCAAAUCUUCACAGAAUCACCUCAGCAGGUCAGUACGAGCUGCGCGUGGACCUGCGUGACGGACAGGAGAGUGUGUUUGCAGUCUACGAUACAUUUUACAUCGCAGAUCCUCGUUCCCGCUACAAGAUCCUGAUUGGUGCAUACAGUGGCACCGCAGGUGAUUCAUUGUCAUAUCACCAGAACAGACCCUUCUCCACCUAUGACAAUGACAAUGACAUUGCGGUCACCAACUGUGCCCUGUCCUACAAGGGAGCGUUCUGGUAUAAAAACUGCCACCGAGUGAACCUGAUGGGGAAAUAUGGAGACAGCAGUCACAGCAAAGGGAUCAACUGGUUCCACUGGAAAGGCCAUGAGCAUUCGAUUCCAUUCGCGGAGAUGAAGAUCCGGCCAGUCAAUUUCAGAAACUUGGAAGGCAGACGGACAAGAACAUAGACUUUAAAUGUCCCUCUUUCUAUUUUCUCCAAAGUCCCACACAUCUCUCAUCAACAGCCCAUCUCUCGUCGCAGACAGACACGAUUAAAACUCCUGAGUGGAACAUUUCUCACCAUUCGAACUCUGCCUUUCAUAUCAACUUUAUCAGACCAGUGAUCGCCAGUGAAUACUGUUUCUGUAGACCUUUGAUCUGCUAGAAACAGUCGUGAUUGGUGGAGGGUUUUACUGACACUUGGUAAAAACAUGCAUGUGAAAUGUGAUAUUUGAAUGUGACACCAGUCAAGGUUCAAGACCAUCCUACAACAAACCAACUUUUUCAGGAAAUAUUCAAUGAUCUUGUACAGUUUUUUUCGGAAAAGGAAGUGUCUUCGGGACCAGUGAUGUCAUUUCCUCAACUGAAUCAUUACCACUCUCAGGUCUGACAUGCAGUAAACAGAAAGGUGCAGAUAAGUGUGUAAAUUUUGUCAGUUUGCUUAUUUCCUAAAGAGUUUGUAUGUCAAGCCAGUUUUCUUAUUGAUGUGUUAUUAAUUAUUGUUUUAUAAUUAUUUAUUUUUAUAAUGUUUUCUUUUCCCCCAUAGAGUCCUCAGCAUCUGUAAUCCCUAGAAAAAAGUGUUGAUUUAACUUUAUCUCUUCACCUGGAAUGUGUCUAAAAUGUAUCUUCAAAAAAAAAAAAAAAAAAAAACAGGAAAUAAAAAUGUAAAAUGUAA